AAGACCAGGAGGAGUUUAACUCCUCGGACCUCCCCCCUGCUCACCAGGCGGCGGCCGAUGGGUACAUAGAUACACUCACAGAAGUCGUACAGAAGGACCCCAGUUUGCUAGAGCAGUACAGUCUUGACGGUUUGACUCCCUUGGGCCAGGCUGUCCUGUGCCAACAACUGGACGCAGUGAAAAGACUCAUCAAACUGGGGGCGAACAUUGAUGCUCAGGACAAUGUCGGAAGAACUUGCCUCUCCAUAGCUGCUUAUCAGGGCUGGCACCAAGGUGUCAUGUGUCUACUGCGUAACGGCGCCAAGCAGAGCAUAUGUGACAAGUCUGGUCGAUACCCGCUUCACGCAGCCACCUACCACAGUGAUAUGAGCACGCUGUCUCUGCUGCUAAACGGUUUGACCAGCAAGGAGAUCAACUUAGCCGACCAUGAGCUGAUGACGGCCGUCCACUGGGCAGCCUUCCACGACCGGCCGGAGCAUCUGCUGAUUCUUGUCCAGAAAGGAGGGGACAUCUUGUCUCGUGACGUCGACGGGAAGUUACCGCUACACUGGGCAGCUCAGAACAACAGUUUCCAGUGCGCACAUCGCCUGACCAGUCUAACAGAAGGCCUGGCCACGGUGAAUGACCUUGACUUCAGCGGCAAAUCUCCAGCCCACUAUGCGGCAGCGUCCGGUGCUUCGAAUAUCUUAAAGAUUUUGUCUCGAUGUGAAGGCUGCAACUUGGAAAUCGAAGACCCUGAUGAAAGGACACCUUUGCAUUGGGCAGCUGCGAUGGGUCACGGCAAAGCAGUAGAAACGCUGCUGAAUUUGGGUGUAGACCCCUUCCCUAUGGACGUGGACGGGGGAACGCCCUUGGAGUAUGCGCUUCAAGCAGGAAACAAAGAAUGUGUUAAGGCUAUGGAAGAUUGCAUUGGAACGCCAGAAGUCAAGCUUCGUACAGAAUCCAAAGAGAACUCAAAAAUUAAGCAAAUGAGACCAGAGCAUCGCUACCACUUCCGAAAACCUAAAUCAACAGAGGACGCGCAGAGUGUGGAGGUUCCAGAUAUUGAAGUCCAACCCCCGACGACUGUGACGAAAUCAAACUCCAACCGCACGGUGAAGACAGUUCCGGACAUGGUUCCCAGGAUGUACUCAGCGUCUUCAACAGACACUGACGCUUAUGACUUCCAACCACCUGUAACCGUGAGAGACUUGCGGUACGAAGACGAACACCACUCGUCAGAAGAUGAAGUUAAAAAUGACAAAACACCAGAGAAAAAACCAUCUGAAACCCGACCAACACAUUCGAAAGAACGCCGCGAUUCUCACGAUAAAAAACAGGAGUCUGCUAUAGCUAGUUUGAUUGGUUCGUCCUUCAUGGCUGGAGCUCGUGCCCCAAUUCUUCACCCGUCCCCAAAAGCGUCAGCUUUUCCUCUGGAAAAUUUGAGAAUAGAAGAAGACGAGUACGUGCCAACGAGUGCUGCCCCUGAUGGAACAGAGGCCAACAAAUGGGCACGAUCUGUCAAAGUGGGGAUCAACAGCGGAGACAAGAGCGGUCGACAGAAUUCAGAUAUGAAGGUGAUGACGUCAACAAACACACCGGAUCUUCAGCGAGUCUCUGUACAAAGCUUCCGUUCGAUCCCGCCGAUCCCGAGCAAUCCAGAGGGAGCUGUUUCGCCCAGGGGCAGCGGUCGUAACAUUCCAAACCCAAAGCUUAAAGGGGCAAGAUUCACACCGCUUCCUGGAAUUAGCACCGAAGGAAAAUCCCAGUUGUCGCCCUUGGUCCAAGCGUCGGAAGGUUGCACACCGACUUCUGAACCUGUAUCCUACCGAGACCCCAGCGGCUCUCUCGCUCCACUCAAAGCGGCACCGCUCAGAGUUAAAGCUUCUCCAGGCCCAGACACCACGCAUGUGCAAAACGACCACAUCCCGCCUCCGCUAGAUUUCAUGACAGAAAACGUAUCUGAAACAAGGGUUCUAACAAAGCAAUGGCGGGAAUCUUUGCUGAAACUCCACAACCGUGGCGAAGUACCAAAGCAAGUCAACUCCUGGGCCGGUGGGACAGCGUCCACUGGAAAUAAAACAACAACUAAACCUUCAAGAUCGAAGGAUCAGAAGGGUAGUAAACUUCCAGAGGGUCAACAGGCAGCCCCCUCCAACCUUAUGAAACAUUCCAGGAUUCCGAGUACCCUCGUCCACGGCGGUGACGUGGCGAAUGACUUGUCAGCGCUCGCUCUAACUGAUGGGUCAAAGACGAGAGGGAGGAAAGCGACGAAAGGUAAAACGAAAUCACGCUCGAAAAAGACUCGCACUCAACUUCAUGUGGAGGAGAACAAUGGCAGCUGCAGCGUGGAACUUCCGUAUGCAUACGAUAAAUAUCUGAGGGAAGACGAUGAGCAUGCGCCUUUGUCACCCACUCCCCUCCAGUCAAAUCCUGCAACGUACAGAGCGGGGGGACUGAGGUCAUCUCGGAAACCAGUGACAGACACUCAAAACUCUUUAAGGUCAUCUCGAAAACCUACUACGGACGUUCAGAGCUCAUUAAUGACGAGGGCAAAUUAUCGUCACCCGUCUGUGCGAGCCAAUGACACUGUUAACGUUCAAGAACAAAUGCAAAGUCAGAAUAGCCACAAGACACCACAGGUAUCUUCACACACCAAACCUGUGAGUAUCGUAGCCAGCGGGAAACCACAGCACAUGACCCGGCCAAAGCCUCAAGUACGGGUACAAAUGAUCAAAUGACACGCUCGAGCAAUUCUAGCUAAGCUCUGAACUUUCCAGGUCUUGGAAAAAGUUUCCUCCCAGGACUCUUUCUCUUUAUUUGUCCUUUCGAAUGUCGACUUGCUGUCACAAAGACUUGAUGUUUCUGUGUAAUGAUGCGUUUAUUAUACAUGAAAUGAAAAGCGCCCAAGCUUUUAUUCACAUUUUAGUAUGCGGAUACAUACAUCCCCUUCACCCCUCCCUUUCUAUGAGUGACUGCAAUAAUAUUUUUCAGUCUGUUUUCUAGAGGGGAUAAGGAAUGAUGGCUCUAAACAAAACCGAGUUGAAUCAUUGAAAAAUGUAAAGAGCCUCUGGAACUUGUUAACUUACAAUUCUGGUAUCCAGACAGCUUGUGAGAGUUAUUACGUAUCUGUAUGAAUGUGUUUAAUUGCCUUUUACUUGCAGUUGACCCUCUGAGACCUAGUUCUUAAGCCAGAAAUGUUCGUCUCAAUUAUAUAUUAUGCAAGCAUCUUUAAAGUUUAUGUAAGCGUUCGCAGGUCUCGAAAGUGGUUCUUACUUCUUGCCCGAUUUCCUCUGGACGAACCUGGUAGUCCAUGCGCCAGCUAUGCAACGAGAGCCAAAGUUAAUGUAAACUUGCUUGAUUAUAAUUGGUCAGCACCAUGGCUAUACACUGUCAGUUUAUUUCAACUAACUCCGUCUCAUU
Messenger RNA from Aplysia californica (California sea hare), 3402 nucleotides. Its product is annotated as protein phosphatase 1 regulatory subunit 12B. Gene Ontology annotation, molecular function: protein binding. Lineage: Eukaryota; Metazoa; Mollusca; Gastropoda; Aplysiida; Aplysiidae. The record is from RefSeq and is a predicted model, not a curated record.